Molecule: messenger RNA, 3571 nt
Organism: Sphaerodactylus townsendi
Lineage: Eukaryota; Metazoa; Chordata; Lepidosauria; Squamata; Sphaerodactylidae
Gene: FAM110B
Product: family with sequence similarity 110 member B
Exons: 2
Coding region: 756-1868 (370 amino acids)
Source: RefSeq, a predicted model, not a curated record
AGCGCCAAAGCUGGUUACAAGGCGCUGGAUUGCGCAGUUAAAGGCCGAAGCGCGGCGACCGCUUCAUUGGCUUCUGGGUCUCUCUUGAGGGGCACCUCUAGGGAAGGCCCGUCCCGCGGGAGGAAGACGCCGGUUCUUUGCCUCCCCUGCAUGUUGGCUGUGCAGUGGGAAGGACGGAGCGGGGCGCCGCUAGCGGCUGCGGGAGCCGCGGCAGUUCGGCCGUGGGAGAGUUUCAUUCAAUGCGCGGACGAAGCCCUUGGGAGCGCACGGCUUGGGGAUCCGCGCAUCUGGCUCCUCGGCUCCUCUUUGCAACAGCGAUCCGCCUCCUUUUCCCUCUGCGGCGAUCUGGCUUCUUGCCCAGGCUUUGCAAUGUGAGAAUGGAGACACGGCAAAGGACAGCAGGGCAGAUCACUGCUUGUAGUUGAGCACAAAGAAACCACAGAGUUUUCCACAUCCUUCAGUGAGAAGAAAGAAACCAGCAGAGCAGGAUUAAUGCAGGCUUCUUUCUGGUGGCCUUUUUGUACAAAGGCUGCCUUGGAGGGGAAUAAAGAAAGGAAGAAACAUCGUGGUAUUUAAUAAGCUGUGAAAUGAAGCACCAUUUCUGUGACUGCUGCUGCCACCACCACUGCCACUGCUCCUAACCCUCACAUUCCAAGAUUCAUCUGCUCUUCAUUGCUUAAUAUACAUGUUUCGGUACCGUGCAUUUAGAAGAUUCCAGAAAGUUCAAAACGGCUGCUGGGGAAAAGCCACCAAACAUGCCUACAGAAACACUACAGACAGGUAGCAUGGUCAAACCCGUCAGCCCUGCAAUCACGUUCACUUCUGCUGUCCCUCUUCGCAUUUUAAACAAAGGACCUGACUAUUUCCGUAGGCAAGCAGAGCCUAAUCCAAAAAGACUGAGUGCGGUAGAGAGGCUGGAAGCUGACAAGGCAAAAUAUGUCAAGAGCCAAGAGGUCAUCAAUGCCAAACAAGAGCCUGUAAAGCCUGCCGUGCUUGCCAAGCCACCGGUAUGUCCUGCGGCUAAGCGAGCCUUGGGCAGCCCUACCUUGAAAGUGUUCAACAAUAAUGUAAAGACUGAGAGUGGGGUCCAGAGGGAGAAUCUAAAAUUAGAGAUUUUGAAAAACAUCAUUAACAGCUCAGAGGGCUCCAGUUCAGGUUCAGGCCACAAACAUAGUUCACGAAAUUGGCUUCCCCACAGAUCUGAUUCAGGAGACCUAAACCGGCACUCAUUUGCAGAGUCCUUAAAGGUAUUUCCAACUCAAGGCCGUAGCAGUCCUCAAGAAAGCCACUCCAGUGUGAGCAGAAGACUAUUGGAACAGUCGCCAGAGUCAUUCUUGCACGUUUCCCAUAGCUCAUCAGACAUUAGAAAAGUAUCUAGUGGUAAAUCCUUAAAAGCAAUACCAUGCAGUAGUUCAGCUCCACCUUUGCCUCCCAAACCCAAAAUUGCUGCCAUCACUUCUUUGAAAUCACCAGAGAUGGACGUGGUAGAGCCAAGUUGUGGAGUCAACAGAAGACCUUCAUUACAGCGCUCAAAGUCAGACUUAAGUGACAGAUACUUUCGUGUUGAUGCAGAUGUUGAAAGAUUCUUUAACUACUGUGGACUGGAUCCUGAAGAGCUUGAAAAUCUUGGGAUGGAAAAUUUUGCAAGGGCUAACUCUGAUAUUAUCUCUCUCAAUUUUCGUAGUGCAAGUAUGAUCAGUUCGGACUGUGAACAGUCUCAGGACAGCAACAGUGACCUUAGAAACGAUGACAGUGCCAAUGACCGUGUGCCAUAUGGCAUUUCUGCAAUUGAAAGAAAUGCCAGAAUCAUCAAGUGGUUAUACAGCAUUAAGCAAGCUAGAGAGUCACAGAAAGUGUCCCAUGUAUAAGCGAAUGCACAGGGGAGUAAGCGAGGACUGUAUCUUUGUGAAUAGUCAGUUGUGAAGGGUUGUGAAGUCUACUUGAAGUCUUAAUACACUUCUCAGAUCUUUUUUUGUGUUGCUUGUUGUGCAAUGUUUUCAAGUUGCAUGCCUGUCAACGUGUGAACUGACCUGGCUUCCACUUGAACAAUAAUUAGCUACAGAGCCUGGCUGAGCUUACACACAUUAUCUGCCAAAAGUUUAAGACCAGAAUCAAUAUAGGGCUUUGUUUAUAAACAAAUAUGUUUACAUUAAAUGGCUGUAUGGCUUCUUUUCAAUAUAUCUGUAGUUCCUUGUGGGUUUUUUUUUUAAAAAAUAUCUCACGACGUUUGUGUCUUAAUCACAGGUAUAGUUAAAGAACAGGUAUUUUUUCAGCUUAAAUUGAAAUCAAUUUGGAGGCAGAAAAAGAGGAACAUUGCCAAAAUAAGGAAGAUGAGCUUGGUCCAGUGUCCUGUUAGUACAGCUCUCAGAAAGGAAUUGAAAUUUCCCAUCUUUCCUGCUUCAGUCCACUGAGCUCCCUGUAAGGCUACUUGUGAGGUACAGGGAACCCUCAGGAACAGUGAGAAGAGCAGAGUGGGAAGGGAAAUCAGCGAAUAUUGUCCUCCUGGGCUGCUGGUGGAACUGCCUUACACCAGCAGAAAAUGGCCUUUGGCACAAACCACUUGUCUAAAACCUUACCUAGAAUCAAUGGAAAGUGAUUAAAAAUAUCUGUACAUAAUGUCUAACCUAAGAUGCAAUCUUUUGAAACAAGAUGUUAACUUUAUUUUUAAGGGUUCAAUUAGAACCUUUUUAAUAAUCCUUUUUAGAUUAAGGUUUUCUGUGGGGGGGGGGGGGAAGCCUUUUGCUCCCGCACACUAAGUUUUCCUCUAAAAAGGACUCAAAAGUGUAUUAGUUUUGCAGUUGGUUGGUGAAGAAAGGUCUUAUGGUUCAACCAAUCAAGAGAUUGUUAGAAAGAGGUCCAAAAAGUAACCAAUCAAAAGACGGGCUUUUUUUUUUAAAGGAAGGUUCCUUGUCUUAAACUUUUGACAGGAAUGAUUAGAUUCUGUUUGCUGAUCUUGAAUGCCUUUAAACUAGACAAAGCACAUCAUGAUUACAAGCUCCUACUGCUGCCUACAUUUUUGUAGACCUGUUUGAGCAGUUCAUGAACUGAAAAUGGAAGUACACAGCCAUAUCAGUAUAAGAGCCUCUUACCCGGAUGUGAAACACACUCAAUAUAGCUGAACUAUAUCUGAGAAAUUGUGAUAAUGUUGUCUUAAAUAUGUUAUAUCUUAAGGCUGUGGAGGUUUGUUACAGCUCUAGGAAACUGUAGAAACAAGACAGUAUGUAGCUCUUUUUUCCAUCCUCUUCUCUUCUUGCCCCACCCCCACCCCCCCGGUGUUUAGUGCUGCACGUCAAUCUGUUACACAUUUUUUUGACAAUCUUGUGUCUUCCCAAUGGUUUAACUGUCAUGUCAAAGUGACAGUUGUGGUGCGUAGUGGAGAAAUUGAAAGUGCAGUGGUUUGCUUCUUUAUUAUAUUCAUGCUUUGAAGUACUUUGCAGCACUAUCUAAUACUUCAUCAGCUAAUAGGAAACUUUUUAUUGUGUAAAUGCUGUAAGACUUUGUACAUAUUUAAGUUCUUAUGAGAUCUUUAAAAAAAGAGAGAGCAUUAUGCUAAUAAAUAGCUCUUGGUGCA